Diachasma alloeum is the source of this 1069-nucleotide messenger RNA. RefSeq names its product lipase 1. The transcript has 3 exons. Lineage: Eukaryota; Metazoa; Arthropoda; Insecta; Hymenoptera; Braconidae. The annotation marks the transcript as partial. The record is from RefSeq and is a predicted model, not a curated record.
UAUGGACGAAUAUGCCCUCAUGGAUCUCCCAGUGCUGCUGGAUUACGUCUUCGAAGCGACAAAACAACCGACGAUAACGUUCCUGGGUCACUCCCUGGGUACCACCACAGGUUUGAUGCUCCUCUCGGCGAAGCCAGAGUACAACGCCAAACUGGACACGCUGAUCCUGCUGGCCCCAGUCUCCUACUGGACCACCCACAACCCCACGAGGACCUUCAUAUCGAGUUUGGCACACCCCCUGAGGAUUAUGUCGCCCCGAGGUGCCUACGAAUUCCAGCCCCAGGCUGUCGUCCUCCCUGGAAUCAUCAAGCACUUCUGCUUGAUCAAUGAUUUCACGAGGGAUCUGUGCUACAUUCCUUAUGAUCUCAUUCUUGGGCCCAGUCGUCAAUUCAGAGUCGAUAGUGAACCUGAAUUCUUCUGCUACUAUCCAGCUGGUAUAUCCGCAAAAACUUAUUAUCAUUAUAUGCAGCAUUUGGACACUGGCACAUUUCGAAGAUACAAGCACGAGACAGAUGCCUUAAAUCUCAAAGUUUACGGAAGCGAGGAGCCACCCGACUACAACGUGACGAACAUCAUCACUCCAACCGUGAUUUUCCACGCCCCAAAUGAUCCCCUGUCGACACCGGACGAUGUCGAGGCAUUAAUCAGCAGACUUCCCAGUGAUACCCCAUUGGUUUACGAGAGAGUUGACAACGACGAGUUCAAUCACGGUGACUUCAUGCUCGCCAAGAACGCCGACGAGCUCGUGUACUCGAAAUUACUGAAAAUUCUGUCUCAAUCUGGCUUCAGUAGAUAGUGAUCUCUCAAUUUCGUUUAAUUUAUUUUGCGCCAGGGAUUGGGUAUUCCUGUCUUGUUUUUUACGGGGAGACACGUGACUUGUGUUAUUACUCCGAGGGAUAGUCGGGUAUUACUGGAUUUUUGAGUAUGAAAAAAUUUCGUAGAAGAAAUUAGCGAAUUCGCUAGGAAAUUCUGGUGGAUUCGAUGGAAAAUAUUCUAUAGAAAAAAUCAACAGGUUUCAAUUUUCCUUUACAACUGAGUCUAAUUUUUCAUACACAUUUUCUGCAGAAAC